GGGUUUAACAGUCAGCACUGACUCUGUUCUACUUUUUUCAAGACCACAACGAACAGUUUUCUGUUAGUGUGCCGAUAAUGUUUUUUUAAAGCUUGGAGAUUAUCAAAUUCACAAAAUGUACAGAGGACUGCUAUUUAUGAUUGUCAUAUGGAGUGUGACCGGCUUCAACAUUCAUAUAACUCCCGUGAAGAAUUUCACAAAUGAUGAUCCACUGUUUGGUCAAAUCAUUAUUCAAUCAAAAGAUGGAGUUUUUGUUCCUUCCCCAAAAACUGGAAAACUUUUUAGAUGUACUUUAGAGAAUGAAUGCAACGAAGUGAAUUCUGAUGAUAAAAAACCUACAGGCCUGAGACCAGUAGCAUCAGUAUCUAGCCUGACAUCAUCAAAAAAGGAACAACUUGUUAUGAUGUGCAAUCAAGUUCGCGUAAAGAAGUCAGUAACUGAGGAUUUGAAUGGAGAUUGCAAACUGAUGAAUGAUGCUGGAAAAGUUAUUGAAAAGCCAAAUCUUGAAAAACUCAACAGCAACAACAACAACCAUUACUAUCAAGGUGGAAGGAUCGAUAAAGUUAAACGGAGGAGGAGAAGAGACGCCCAGCUUGAUAGUGACACGGAUGAAGAUGAGGAUGAUGAUGCUGGAACAGAGAUUGCUUUUGUGCUGGACGGCUCUGGUAGCAUUCAUGCUGACGACUUUCAGAGAGCCAAAGACUUCAUGUACAAUGUCAUGUCCAAUGUUUGGAACACAUGUUUUGAUUGUAACUUUGCAAUAGUGCAAUAUGGCAGUAGGAUCAGGACAGAGCUCUCACUACUGGACAAUGAGAAUGGUGCCAGAUCGUUGCAAAAAGUCAAAGAAAUACAACAAAUUUUCAAUCUCACAAAGACCGCCUCAGCUAUCCAUCAUGUCCUUACAGAUACUUUCCUCCCUGAGAAUGGAUCAAAAAUUAACUCCAAAAAAAUUAUUAUUGUAAUGUCUGACGGAGAAAUUUUGGGAGACCCAAUGAAUCUUACUGAUGUUUUGAACAUGCCACAAAUGAAAGGUGUCACUCGCUAUUCAAUAGGAGUUGGUGACGGCAUUCUGACAAAACCUAAAGCAAUACAAGAGAUGAAAGACAUAGCAGAUCGUGGCAAAUUUUACAAUGUUUCCAGUUAUGCUGCAUUAGAUGACAUUCUGUCAUCACUGCAACAAAGUUUAGUUGGAAUUGAAGGCACUCAGCAAGGUGCGGGAUUUCAUUUCCAGCUUUCCGAAGCUGGAUUCAGCUCCCAUUUCAUGCAGGACAAUUCUUAUCUUUUUGGAGCAGUUGGAGCCUAUGACUGGAGUGGUGGAGUCAUUUUGCAAUCUGAUAAAACCGUGAAAUUCUUAAAUGACUCUAAUAAUGGACCCAAAUUUUCCUAUUUAGGUUACAGUGUCACUUCUGCUAGUGUAAACCAGGGUAAAACACUCUACAUAUCUGGUGCACCACGGUAUAACUUGACUGGUGGAGUAUUUAUUUUUGAUGACUCAGAACACAAGUAUGUGCUUCACGGAGAUCAGGUUGGAUCUUACUUUGGAUCAGUUCUUUGUGCCUUGGACAUUGAUAGGGAUAAAUACACAGAUUAUCUAUUAGUUGGAGCACCACAUUUCCAUCGAAAUGGAGAAGAAGGCAAAGUGCUAGUGUACAGAUUUAAUCAGGACAGGUUUGAGAGUGUGGCCAUGGAGCUGCAGGGUGAUGCAGGACAGACCUUUGCCAGGUUUGGUGCAGCCAUUGCCUCGAUAGGAGAUAUUGAUGGGAACAGCUUCAAUGAUGUAGCAGUCGGUGCUCCUCUGGAAACAGAUUCCUCUGGAAGUAUUUACAUUUACAAUGGAUUCAAAGAGGGGCUUCGGUUUUCACAAAAAAUUUCACCCUCAGAUUUUGGAAUGAAACUUGUGCACUUUGGUCAGUCAGUUAGUGGUGUACCUGCUACAACAUCAAAUAAAGCCUCCAUCGCCGUUGGUAGUCAAGGGGGAGUGUUUGUUUUUGAGACUAUCCCUGUCAUGGUUAUCAAACCAGCUAUAACUAUUACACCGGACGUCAUUCCUCUCGAUCAACAGGUGCAUGAAAUAUCCAGCAAGUUUGAAAUAAAGUUUGGUAUAUGCUUCAAUGUGAUUAAAGGAAAACUUGAAAUUUUAGAUGAACUUCCUAUUCUGUACCAAAUUGACUUGGAUUCUGGUGCAAACAAAAAGCGUCUCACUGCUGAUAGCAAAGAUCCCUUAACAGAAACCUUCAUCUUGAAACCAGAUACAGAGUGCACUUCUGUCAACCUAAAAUAUUUGGGCUGUUUUGACUGUUUUUCAUCUAUUAAAAUCAAGCUGAAUUUUUCCUUGAACCUCACCAAAAAAGCCCCUACACGAAUUCUUGAUGCAUUUACUCCAACAGAGGUGGUAGAGAAGAUUUCCUUUAAAAAGGAUUGCACAGAUUGUAAACCAGAAAUUACAUUAUCUGAUUCAAAAAUUAGUGAAACUUUGAUCAUAAUCGGAGAAACUCAAAGCUUGAAUCUCAACAUCAAUCUUGUAAACACUCAAGACCCUUCCUAUAUGACCACCCUGACUUUGACCUUCCCCAGCAUACUCAGUCAGAGGAAAAUAGAAGGUGCCACCUGUCCCGUGAAGAACGACAAUCAGAUAGAGUGUAAUCUUCAACACCCCAUUUUCAAAAGAGGCGCACAGACCAACCUUUUCAUCUCAUGGCAGAUCAACAAUGUAAAAUCUGAGUUGAAGAAUUCUGAGAUUAUUGCUAAUCUAACCAGUCAGAAUUCUGGCUCUGAAAUUCUGGACUUUAAAGAAUAUGCGUUUGAUGUGAUGUAUUCGCUGCCAAUCCAGCUAACUGGUACAGCCUCCCCAAACAGACUUCGUAUUGAAGAAGGGGAAAAAGGAGCGACUCCACCGUUGAAUUUUUCGUUUCAGUUUGCAGGUGAAAAUAAGUAUGGCGCUGCAAUCAAUGUAGUUGUAAACAUAACAAAGAACACCUUGAAAACUGAUUUGAAGAUCAUUAGUGUCGAACCAAAAGAGGAGUGUGAUUUUCAAGAAAAUACUAAAGAGGGAUCCAAUACCAUCAAUUGUACCAUGACAAAGCUGCAGGAAAUCCUCAUUAUUACCAAAGUUUCGAUACAUGAUGUUCAGGGCAAAUCAGACAAGAUCACUGCCGUAGGAACAUACAGCUUUGAUGAGAAGGUCUAUGCUGCAAAGAACACUUCGAGGACCAUUCCGGUGGAGGUUAUCAUUUCAAAGCUGCAAGUGACGACAUCUACAGGUCCCAUCAUUGGAGGAUCCAUAGGAGGAUUUCUGCUCCUUUUCAUCAUCAUUAUCGUUCUCAUUAAGUGUGGCUUCUUCCGUCGUCGCCGUAAGUUGGACCAAGUACAGAGUCCAAACUGAAGAAAGGCACAGCCCAGGAGGGACCAUAUAUUACAAAAUAUCUUGCUUAAAUUUCAAAGUGUCAAAAAUGAUUGUAAAGUGACGUUAUAAUCUUGUUUUUUUCAAUGUUGUAUUAAGAAGAAGCUUUUUAAUGCUUGGUAUUAUUUAAUAUUGUAUAUACAGAAAGAAUGAAAUAUAAAAUCUUUUUCUAAAUAAAUUUAAAUCCUAAAUAUCCGACAAUCAAAGGACUUGCAGCCAUAUCCCUGCAUGGAAGUCAUUUGUUCAAGAUUUAAUGAGAUACCAAAGAUCAUUUUAAGAUGAAUUUUAAGAGAAACAUCCAAAACAUUGUUGAUUUUAUGAUCCAUAAUUUAUGACAUAUAUAGCAAGACACAUUUGUAAACCAAUUCAAUUGCAUGAAAAAUAAAGAUAUUUUUGUGGUUA
Labeo rohita (rohu) is the source of this 3802-nucleotide messenger RNA. RefSeq names its product integrin, alpha E, tandem duplicate 2 (gene itgae.2). The record is from RefSeq and is a predicted model, not a curated record. Gene Ontology annotation, cellular component: external side of plasma membrane; integrin complex. Gene Ontology annotation, biological process: cell-cell adhesion; cell-matrix adhesion; cell adhesion mediated by integrin. Gene Ontology annotation, molecular function: integrin binding. NCBI's taxonomy places the organism in Eukaryota, Metazoa, Chordata, Actinopteri, Cypriniformes, Cyprinidae.